AAAGAACGGUUUUGAAAUUGUACAAAGACAUAUUGCGAUACGGUGAAAAUUUAAAAUACACCGAUAAAAAAUAUUUCCGGCAAAAAAUUCGUAAAAGCUUUAAAGAGAAUAAAGGGUUAACCGACGAGGAAGAUAUAACUUUCGCAUUAAAGAAAGGGCAGCAAUUUUUGUUACUACAGCGGGUCGUCUGAGUGAACCGUUAAUGCGAAGAUAAACAUGUAAUUGUAGUUAUAAAAAUGUUUAAAUUUGUAUCACAGAAAAAUGAUUUUAUUCGUUCCUUCGUCGGACACGUAUCCUCGUUCAGUAUCAAUCAAAUCAGUACCGAUCAAAUUCGAUAUAAAUCUUACAAGCGGUUCCUAGAUUACUCGAAUGUGCCUGAACUGAAUGACGAUGAUCUUCAAGAGCAAUUCGUGAGGGGAUCCGGACCUGGUGGUCAAGCGGUCAAUAAAACGUCAAAUGCAGUAGUCCUGAAGCACAAACCAACCGGUUUAGUUGUAAGGUGCCACGAGACCAGAAGUUUAAUACAAAACAGGAAAAUUGCCAGGGAAAAUAUGCUGACGAAAUUGGACAAUUUAAUUAACGGUGAAAACUCCUUGCAAAAUCAAGAAGAGAGGCUUAAGAAGAAGGAUGCUGUAAAGAAGAAACAAAAACAAAAGAAAUUGGCGGCCAUGAAACAGGCGUUCGAGGAAAGUAACAAUCCCAAAUGAACACCAUCAUUUGAGAAAAAGAUAAUUACCUGUAGAUACAGAUUACAGCGAAAGCGAGCACCUAGGUAAAGGGUGAAAGUAAUCACAUACAACAUUUCUUUCAAUUUUAAUGGAAAAUUCAUAUCUUUAAUAGUCAUCUCUUUUUUGUAAUCAUGAAAGGCUUACAUUACUUUUCUUUGAAAUAAAAUAUUUAGGUGGACCCUCCGCGAGGGGAUUUAAUAUUUAAUGUUUACGUACAAUGAUGCGUUUUGUAACAGAACAUGAUCAGUACACGCUACGAUAAAGCUUCCUUAUGCAGCUUCGCGUGAUUCCGGGACUGUCCACUGCGAAUGGAGUGAAAAAAAAGGAAAAAAAAGAGAAA
Messenger RNA from Nomia melanderi (Alkali bee), 1068 nucleotides. RefSeq names its product mitochondrial translation release factor in rescue. Gene Ontology annotation, biological process: translational termination. Gene Ontology annotation, molecular function: translation release factor activity. Gene Ontology annotation, cellular component: mitochondrion. NCBI's taxonomy places the organism in Eukaryota, Metazoa, Arthropoda, Insecta, Hymenoptera, Halictidae. The record is from RefSeq and is a predicted model, not a curated record.